This is a messenger RNA of Leishmania major strain Friedlin, 1773 nucleotides long. RefSeq lists its product as hypothetical. The coding region runs from base 1 to 1773 and encodes 590 amino acids. The transcript has a single exon. NCBI's taxonomy places the organism in Eukaryota, Euglenozoa, Kinetoplastea, Trypanosomatida, Trypanosomatidae. The record is from RefSeq and is a predicted model, not a curated record.
AUGAGGAGCCGUGAGGCGUCGAGGGCCGCAGCAGAGCCGGCACCCACGCCGUCCUCGGAGCCGCUGUGGCAACGGCCGGCCGAUGCGGUUGCUGUGCCCGCAUCAGUGCAGCGCUUCUAUACCCACUUUAUGACACUUCUCACCCAACAGGGCCGCUGUGGCCCAGCAACGAUAGCAGCGGCAGUAUCGGCCCCACUGCAGCACCACAGCACCUCCACUGCCGACGGUCAAGACGGCACCGAGGACGACGCACUGCGCCGCCUCACUUGUGCCCAAGAAGACGCGCUCGGUCCGCUGCUCUGGCAGUGGUUGGUCCUCUUCUCUUUAGCUGUACAGCCGGCGGGAGAAGCACCGCAGGAGCGCGGUCCUGUUCCGUCCGCGACGGCGGUUGCGUCCGCCGUGUGCUCGGCGGCGCCAUCACACACGCUCGGGCCACACGAUGUGGAGCGACUCUUUCGUUCUGGGUUCUCCUCUCUUCUGCCGGUGGCUGGUAGUGGCGGUGGUGCCGGUGGUUUGCGCGGCAGCCGGCUGCCCCCCGCGGAUCCGCCCGCGCCCUGGCACAGCGUGCCGCUUGCAGAACACAACGGUCCCGAGAGGGCUCUCGUGGCUGCGCUCAGCACCCUCAGCUGCAAUGGUCCGCUCUUCAGUGCGUGGUGUGCGCUGUGCUACACGUGUGUGGGCGCCUCGCUGCUGGUGAGCACAUCUCAGCGCCGUCGGGAAGGGGAAAAUGCGGCCGCAGACCUCUCCACGAACGACUUCUCGGCAUCAGAGGAGGCCAUCCGCAGCGCUCUGCAACGCCUUCGCCACGCCUGGAACUCAGCCGUCGAACUCGCGGACGCGGCGACGGGUGGCUUGAGCCGACCCGGCAAGUUGGCGGCGCGAAGAGGCGUCGACGCGUGUGCGACGCUGCGGUUAUGGGCGACGGUUUACACAACGUGUACUGCAUUUGGCUCAGUCGCCGAGGCAGCGCCGAUCACGCAUGAGAAGGGCGGUGAAAACCGUGAGCUGCAAGCCCCACCGCUCUCCCUAUCUCUCUGGGCGGUGCAGUGGUACUGCGAGUGCACUCGCGUCGCCGCGCACGGCGCGGAUGAAGGCUUUCACUCGGAAGAGGCAGGAGUGCCCGUGGAACUCGUGACUCGCGUCAUGUGCUACAUGUGUCACCGCCUCGAAGCUGAGGUAGUGAGGCGUGCCCGGAGGCGUGAAUGCACGGGGUCUGCAGCGUCUCUGCUCAUUGCGCCUCCUUCGGAGUCCAGCGCCCCUGCUCCCACCGUGCCGCCGCUCCGUGUUGGGACCUUGACUGCUCUCGCCCUGCAGUCUGCCAUGCAUCUCGUCGGCGACGAUGCGGACCGCCGCGGCGGGGCGGCGAAGCGCUCUGGCGGCCGCAGAGGCAGGGCGCCGCUGAGGCGCCGACGUCAUGCAUGGCAGAGGAGCUCCGACGACGACGAUGACAGCGAUGCCGACAGCAGUCUGGAAGACCCGGACUAUGGCGGUGGGACGGAGGGAAGGUGGUGCGGGCGCACCGACGCGCAGAGCGGCGCUUCGCGUUUCAUCUUCGGUCAGCAGGAGCGGUAUGAAGUGGCCAUCGCCUCUGGGGUGUUCACCACCUACUCGGUGUGCCCUGCCGACGACGAUGUGGCGCAGCCCGCUGACCGCCAUUACAUGCAUCGGCUAACCGGGGAGCAGUAUCUCCGCAACGGCACGGUGCACUGGUGGACGCUGAGGGAUUCGCAGCGUCACCGGCAGCUGAUGGCAGAAGCCCGGAACACGUCAUAG